Messenger RNA from Musa acuminata AAA Group (dessert banana), 2664 nucleotides. Its product is annotated as putative L-cysteine desulfhydrase 1. The transcript has 2 exons. The record is from RefSeq and is a predicted model, not a curated record. The coding region runs from base 196 to 1620 and encodes 474 amino acids. Lineage: Eukaryota; Viridiplantae; Streptophyta; Magnoliopsida; Zingiberales; Musaceae.
AGCUUGCCCAUCGCAUGCAUCAUCGCCUUCCUUUCUAUUUUAAUGCCGCACUACAUGCCCAACGAUUGCUCGUAGGUCAUAUGCUUUAGUGUCUGGAGGACAGGAGGUUAUCACAUAUCCGCGGUCAGAAAAGCCACGGGCGCUCCCCAUAUUUGAUUGACCAACGAAAGUCCACGCCGGGAGACACCGUUGGAAAUGGACGCUCCACGCGACGACCACCGCCUCUCCGAGAACAGGAAUGGCAACGGCUGCGGUGAGGCCGAUGGUCGGCUUUCGAAGCGGCCGCGGCCUCACCCUGCGCCCAUCUCCGCCGCUGAGAUCGUGGAGGAGUUCUCCCACAACGACCCCGCCGUGGCGCGCGUCAACAACGGCAGUUUCGGCUGCUGUCCGGCGUCCGUCCUCGCCGCUCAGCUCCGGUGGCAGCGCCUGUUCCUCCGGCAGCCCGACGAGUUCUACUUCAGCAGCCUUCACCCCUCGCUGACCCGCUCCCGUUCCCUCGUCCUGGAGCUCAUCAACGCCGCUCACCUCGACGAGGUCUCCCUCGUCGACAACGCCACCACGGCCGCCGCCAUCAUCUUCCAGCACGUCGCUUGGUCCUUCAUCGAGGGCGCCUUCAACCCUGGCGACGCCGUCGUCAUGCUCCACUACGCCUACGGCGCCGUCAAGCGGUCCAUCCACGCCUACGUCACCCGCGCCGGCGGCCACGUCGUCGAAGUCCCCCUCCCCUUCCCGCUGUCCUCCCCGGACGAGGUCGUCGCCGAGUUCCGCCGGACGCUAGGCCUCUGCCGGGCCGGAGGCCGGAGGGUCCGCCUGGCCGUGAUCGACCACAUAACCUCAAUGCCCUGCGUCGUGAUCCCGGUGAAGGAGCUCACCCGGAUCUGCCGCGAGGAGGGCGUCGAUCAGGUGUUCGUCGACGGUGCCCACUCCAUCGGCAACGUCGAGGUCGACGUGCAGGACAUAGGAGCCGACUUCUACACCAGCAACCUCCACAAGUGGCUCUUCUGCCCGUCCUCGGUGGCCUUCCUGCACACGAGGGGGUCAUCGGCGGCCGCGCCGCGCCUGCACCACCCCGUGGUCUCGCACGAGUACGGCAACGGCCUCCCGCUCGAGAGCGGGUGGAUCGGCAACCGGGACUACACCCCGCAGCUGGUGGUGCCAGCGGUGGUGGAGUUCGUGGAGAGGUUCGAGGGCGGCUUGGAGGGGAUCCGGCGGAGAAACCACGAGAAGGUGGUGGAGAUGGGGAAGAUGCUGGCCGAGUCCUGGGGAACUUUUCUCGGGUGCCCGCCGGAGAUGAGCUGCAGCAUGAUAAUGGUGGGCCUGCCGGGCUGCCUAGGAAUCUCCAGCGAGACAGACGCAAUGAAGCUCAGGGCCCUGCUGAGGGAUGAGUUCAAGAUCGAAGUGCCCAUCCACUACCGGUCACCACCCAAGGACGGUGAGGCAGCAGGGGCGACGGACGAGAGCGGCGCCACGGUCACGGGUUAUGCGAGAAUUUCCCAUCAGGUGUACAAUGUGGAGAACGACUACUGCAGACUCCGGGAUGCUGUUCACAAGCUCGUUCACGAUGGAUUCAGUUGCAUCCAAAGCACAGAGCGCGUGCCAUCUAAAGUCAAAGAUGGAUGAACUCCAUUUGGUUAGAGACUUUCUUGUGGCUGUGUAGGAAGGAAUUCAACAUAGCUCUAAGUGAGAAGCAGCUAUUGGAUUUCAGUCAAGAUUUUCUAAGCAUGGAGGCUGUGGCAAGUUUCAAAGACCAUUAGGACCAGUUAGUUGGUGCUUAUUGGGGGCUUCUUGAAGCUUGACUGGGAAACAGCAGCUAGCUGCUUGCUGGAUUUUGAUUAAGCUUUUCUAAGUGCUUCCUGUUGGAUUGAUUCUAAAUGGCACGGAUCAUUUCUGGAAGCAAAGAAAAUAUAAAUCGUCAUGUAAAAGGGUGAAUUUUGAUGAAGUCUUAUAUUAAUUUUGUAGAACGCAUAGGCUUAUCUGAGUUUGUUCUGUUAGAGUUAGUCCAGGAAAUUUACCAAAGGAUAAUUUUGAUAACCCGAUAAAGAUAAUAAAACGGAAAGAAUAAAAGCGAUAAGAACAUCAGAUUUACAUGGUUCGGUCAAUUAACCUUAACCGAACCACUAUGAAAGGGACAAUUAUAAAUGCCUUAGGAAGAUGUUCCUAAGCCAUAAAACACCCGAAAAUACUAAAUAAGAAAAAACUCAAACUAUAAGUCUAAACUAUUUAACUGAGUGUGGAUUUAAACCCAAAGCAAACACUUAGGUUUUUCUUGUGGUGUAUCUGACUUCAAAGCCCAGACCCUUAUUUAUAGUUCCAAUAGGAGACAACAAGUCUGAUUUUCCCGAUGUGGGACUAUGGGACUUGCCAAACUAACAAAUCUCUACCUUAGCAUGUCAACAAAACUUGCUCCACCUUCUUCAUAAAAGCCCCAACGGGCAAUCACCAACAAUGAACACCAACCAAGUCCAAACACUGCUUGAACUUCUAAACCAGAAGAGGCUUCGUAAGCACAUCAGCUAGAUUGUCCUUCAUAUGAAUUUUCUAAAUAAGGACCUUUCCCUCAGCAAUAGUAUCGCAUUUGCAUCCAACAAUUUUCUUACCCGAAGGCGGCUUCACAAGAUCCCAAGUUCUAUUCCGAUGGAGAGAUUCUAUUUCUUCAUUCAUCGC